This is a messenger RNA of Arabis nemorensis, 798 nucleotides long. Lineage: Eukaryota; Viridiplantae; Streptophyta; Magnoliopsida; Brassicales; Brassicaceae. The record is from the annotation of a GenBank genome assembly.
AUGGCAGCCUUACUCAUGAUCAAAUCAAUCGUCAGCAAAAAGUUAGAAGGUAAAGUAGCUCUCAUAACCGGCGGUGCAAGCGGUCUCGGUAGAGCCACCGCCGGAGAGUUUCUCCGGCAAGGUGCUCGAGUCGUGAUCGCCGAUUUAGAUGCGGAAAGCGGGAUUAAAGUCGCUAAGGAGUUAGGCUCGGCCGCCGAGUUCGUGCAGUGCGACGUCACGGUGGAGGCAGAGGUCGCCGGAGCAGUUGAACUGACGGUGACGAAGCAUGGGAAGCUAGACGUGAUGUAUAACAAUGCUGGGAUUAUGGGACCCAUGACUCCGGCAAGCAUAUCGGAGCUUGAUAUGACGGAGUUCGAGAGGAUAAUGAGGAUUAACGUCUUUAGCGUUGUCUCCGGCGUUAAGCACGCCUCUAAGGUUAUGAUUCCGGCCGGGAGUGAUCGGAGGGUUAGCUCCACAGUCUCCAAAUUUACAACUCCGGGAAUCGUAAAAUCGGCGGCAAGCGAGCUCUGCAAACACGGCGUGCGUAUAAACUGUAUCUCACCGAAUGGGGUGGCGACACCGAUGGCUCUCCGCUACCUUCAGAAAGCGUUUCCGACUGUGACGGAGGAGAAGCUUUGGGAGACGUUAAAAGGGAUGGGUGAGUUGAAAGGAGCCGAGUGCGAAGAAGCUGACGUGGCGAAGGCUGCUCUGUAUUUGGCCUCUGACGAUGGAAAAUAUGUUACAGGCCAUAACUUGGUCGUUGACGGUGGCAUGAGUGCUUUCAAAAUCGCUAGUUUUCCUUUUCCUUCUCAUUCAUGA